This is a messenger RNA of Coturnix japonica (Japanese quail), 5037 nucleotides long. It is a transcript of the gene SLC9A4, whose product is annotated as solute carrier family 9 member A4. The record is from RefSeq and is a predicted model, not a curated record. Gene Ontology annotation, biological process: potassium ion transmembrane transport; sodium ion import across plasma membrane; proton transmembrane transport. Gene Ontology annotation, molecular function: sodium:proton antiporter activity; potassium:proton antiporter activity. Lineage: Eukaryota; Metazoa; Chordata; Aves; Galliformes; Phasianidae. Gene Ontology annotation, cellular component: plasma membrane.
CGUGGCCCUCCACCAGAUGUCCCAACUGCAAACCCUGCCGAUCACAUUUAUUUGCACACGGAUUGGUUUUUUUACAAGGUGAGACAGAAGCAGGGAGUAGUGCCAAGAGUGGUACCUGUGGUGCAGCUGCUCUGGGGAGGCAGACAGGGACUGAAGGAAGGAGAAGAAGGCAUGGAGCCCGUCCUGCCCAUCUGAUACUAUCUACUUAUGCUGCCCUUACUGCCUGAGUGAUGCACAUUGGUGAUGUAUGUAGUUAUUAUUGGGAAAAAAAUCAGAGUGGCUGGAAAAAUAUUGUGUCUGGAGAGCUUGUUGCUCUUCCACAGAGUGAUGCUGGGUCUGCGAUUUAUCUGGGUCUAAGGAACCUUCAGAACUGGUAUCUUCAGAUAAACUCCAGGUCCAUCUGUAAUGAAAGGAGCAGUGCAGGUGUGUUAGGGCUUUAUAUAAUGGCCUCUAAUAGGCAACUGAAGGAGCAGUGAGGAAAAAGUGACUGUGGCUAUGAGCAGUGGGAAUCAAUAGGUAUGAAUGUUGAGUUCUUUCUUGCACUGUGCACUCUAUCUGUAAUAACAGAUACAGCCCUAGACAUGGGCUCUCCUGCCUUUGAACAUAUGAGUUGCUUGCUGUUACUGUUGACUCUGGUAAGCCCUUCUGCUGCUGCUUAUUUGGAUGAGCCUAGCCUGGGUAGUAGUUUGUUGCCUCACUAUGGACAUGACCGCGCUGGUGCUGUUGGUUCUUCACAAGAUAAGAGACUGCAGGUAUUCACGAUGGACUACAACAAUGUGCAAAUUCCAUAUGAAGUCACUCUUUGGAUACUCCUUGCCUCUCUUGCAAAAAUAGGUUUCCAUCUCUAUCACCGAUUACCAAGACUCAUGCCUGAAAGCUGCAUCCUGAUUGCCAUUGGAGCACUAGUUGGAGCGAUCAUCUUUGGUACUGACCACAAAUCCCCACCAGUGAUGAACACAAGUAUUUACUUCUUGUAUCUCCUUCCACCCAUUGUGCUGGAAGAGGGUUAUUUCAUGCCAACUCGUCCAUUCUUUGAAAACCUUGGGUCCAUCUUGUGGUGGUCUGUACUAGGAUCUCUGCUGAACUCAUUUGGGAUUGGCCUCUCCCUCUAUGGCAUCUGCCAGAUUGAAGCCUUUGGUCUGACUGACCUGAACUUGCUGCAGAACCUGCUCUUUGGCAGCAUGAUCUCAGCUGUGGAUCCUGUGGCAGCUCUGGCAGUUUUUGAAGAAGCUUCUGUUAAUGAGCAGCUUCACAUGAUGAUUUUUGGAGAAUCAUUGCUAAACGAUGGCAUAACUGUGGUGUUAUACAACAUCUUCAUCGCCUUCACCCAGAUGCACAAGUAUGAAGAGAUUGAAUCCAUUGAUGUCCUUGCUGGUUUUGCUCGCUUCUUCGUUGUGGGGCUGGGUGGCAUGCUGUUUGGCAUUGUCUUUGGAUUUGUUUCAGCCCUCAUGACUCGAUUCACCCACAACAUCUCUGCUAUUGAACCCCUGCUAGUCUUCAUGUUCAGUUACCUGUCAUACUUGUGUGCUGAAAUCCUUUACAUCUCGGGCAUCUUGGCGAUGACAGCAUGUGCAGUGACUAUGAAAAAAUAUGUGGAAGAGAAUGUUUCCCAGAAUUCCUACACAACAAUAAAAUACUUCAUGAAGAUGUUGAGCAGUGUCAGCGAGACCUUGAUCUUUGUUUUCAUGGGAGUUUCUACAGUGGGGAAAAAUCAUGAGUGGAACUGGGCCUUCAUUUGCUUCACUCUGAUUUUCUGCCUCAUUUGGCGGACACUGAGUGUAUUUGCCCUCUUCUAUGUUAGUAACAAGUUGCGAACAUACCCCAUCACCUUCAAAGACCAACUCAUUAUUUCCUACAGUGGUCUUCGCGGAGCCAGCAGCUUUUCUCUUGCGUUCUUGCUUCCAGUGAAACUCUUCCCAAGAAAAAAAUUGUUCAUUACUGCUACGCUUGUAGUUAUAUAUUUUACUGUGUUCAUCCAGGGAAUCACAAUUGGACCAUUGGUCAGAUAUCUGGAUGUUAAAAAGACCAACAAAAAGGAGUCCAUCAAUGAAGAAAUUCACAUGCGUUUGAUGGAUCACUUGAAGGCUGGUAUUGAAGACAUAUGUGGACAUUGGAGUCAUUACCAGCUCAGAGAUAAAUUUAAGAAGUUUGAUAAUAAGUAUUUGAAGAAAAUCUUAAUUCGGGAACACCAACCCAAAUCCAGUAUUGUCACAUUGUAUAAAAAGAUGGAGAUAAAACUGGCCAUCGAGAUGGCUGAAAAUGCCAUGAAAAUUUCAGAAUCAUCCACAGCUUCUUUACCGCGCUGUAGAAAGCGGCGUAAUCACAAGCUCUCCCCUGCAGAGGUAGAGUCCAUGAGGGAUGUCCUGGCCCAUAACCUGUACCAAGUGAGACAAAGGGCACUGUCAUACAACCGCCACAACCUGCCUUCCAACACCAGCGAGAAACAGGCCCAGGAAAUCCUCAUCCGUCGGCAACACAGCCUGAGGCAGAGUUGCAGAAAGGGGAAUAGUUUACCUUGGGGAAGACCGGUUAAUACCACAAGUGUGCGCUACCUCUCCUUGCCACAGGACCAUAGUGGCCAGCCCACUAGGCGGAAAGCCAGACAUGUUACUUUUACAGAUCACCCCAGAAGUAGUUCUGAGUCUGGAAUCCCAGUAAAGUUCAAACCUCAGCCCCGACUAUGGCCACUAGAAACAAAACACUACCCAGAGGAGCUGGUUCCAAUGGCACACUUGGAUAGAUGCGACCGUUCAUCCCAUUUCUCAGGUCGAAGAGGAAGUACGAUCAAUCGUCAUCAUUUCACCAGAGCACACAGUCGAGCUGCAAUGCCAAAGCCUCGAGGCACUGUGAGAAAACUACAGGGGUAUGAGUCAGAAGAAGAGACAGAAAUCAUGGCACCAGCUAAGCCAUUAGAUAUAUGAGGAGCAGAGAAGAGCAAUAUUUGCAUCUCUAGGGCCCUUUGUGCACUGUUACAGAGAAAAUAACAAAGCUCUUAUAUGAACCAAACCACAAUUUUUCCUUUGGGACCAGUGCAGUCAUUCUCAUAUCACUUUUAAGUACUGUAUCAAGGUACUUAGUGGUACUCAGACACAAAUUCUUAUAUGUUUAUAUUAAGCUGCCUUUUGGUAAAACAGUGCAGGAAAGAGAGGAACAUGAUCUUUGUAGGGAUUUGGGCAUGGGUUUAGAUAACAACAGUUGGGCAUUCUAGUUGGGAGCUGAUAUUUCCAUCUUUUGUUCUAAACUGUGGAUUAAAUCCAAGAGAACGAAUCACAGGUGAUAAGGAUGUGGUUAAGACAUGGGUGCCCAGAUUGGUAACUUUAAAGGUCUAAGCAAGUUGAACCUUAGAGUAGCUGAAAUGUUCCACGUAAGAAUGGGGAUAAAGGCAUUUUUAGGACACCUAAAUACCACUGAAAAUGCCUGGAAGGGUACACAAAUGAAAAUAAUUAUUUAGUGGUCAUUCUAAGCUCUUGGAUAUCCACCAGCAUCUCAGGUUUUGGCUUUGGAAAAGUGCCUGAAGUGAGUUAUAGGAUGGUCUGGGAUUCCUGAAACUUCAGUGUGGAUGCGUAACCCAUGUACAGUUUUUUUAGAUAAAGAAAGGAUAUAUUCUAGUUCUAACAAAUCCAGAGAUAACUCUUCUGGAAGGGAUGCUGUUUGGAGACUAACAUGAAGCUCAUAUUUUUCAAAUAUGAGACAGCAAGGAUGUGCAAAAUAGACAUGUGAUUAUAGCUCUAGUCUAGUGAGGCAGAAGUGUUUGUCAUGGAGAAGCUAACCGCCAUCUCUCGCUCCCACCUUGCUGGGGGUGCCCAAAUCACUAGGCUAUUCUUGUCACUGAAGCUGGAUUGGCACCCUAGGUGGGAAACAAGAGUUGGACAAAAAAGAAAAGAGAGUCUAGUCUGACUUUAUAUCCUUCUGGCUAGCAGGAAAUAAAGGCUCUGUAUUGUGCUGCCAGAUUUUUAGGACUGUAGACGCAUAGAAUCCUCAGAAUUGGAAUAUGACUGUAAAAGUCAUCUAGUCCAACUCUCCUGCAAUGAACAAGGAUAUAUCCACAAGUAGAUAACGUUGCUCGAAGCCUGAUCUGUCCUGGCCUUGAAUGUCUCAAUGGAUGGGGCAUCCACCAGCUCUCUGGGCAACCUGUUCCAGUGCCUUACCACCCUCACUGUAAGAGACUUUUUCCUUAUAUCCAACCUAAAUCUCCUCUCCUGCUGAGCAUUCUUUUCAGCUGACUCCAUGUACUCAUGCACAAAUUUCAAAAGUAAAUCCCCCUAAUGCUAAGAACAAAGGAAGCAAGAAGCUGUGGGCCUGGGACAUAUUUGUUGAAGUCUAAACUUCCAAUCAGAAACACUGGUCAUCUAAGUGCCUCUGACUGAGCUUCUUUCUGCAAAAUGGAAGAGGCAUUACCAGUGUUGUUAAACUGUAGGUAAGCAAAUUUUAAAACAAAGGAAUAAUUUGAGUCCAGAAGUCCAUAAACUCGCCCUUACAGCUCUACUAAAAUUUGCAGCUGAGAAAUUCAUCAAGUUUGGUCACUUUCUUCCAGUUUCUCUCUUCUAGUCAAAGCUUGCUUAGCUAUCCAACAUGAGAUCUGUAAAUGUACUGCAGGAAGCAGAAAGAUAAGAGAUAGUGAUGACAGUGACGCCUUUCUGAUUCUGGGGGAAGAUUUUACUGUUAAGCACUUGCCCAAAAGAUCUUUGAAGAGUAAGUUAUGACUUCAUCACAUUUCUUACAAUGGAUUUCUGAUUCAGCAGAGGUAGUAUCUAAACUAACAAACUGGAAGGCAUUACUGGAGAAAGAAAAAAUGAAAGCUUUCUUUUUUUUCCUCAUAUUUGAAAGUGUUUUUUGUUAAUAUUUAAAGAUCAUAAUGAAUCAUCAGUACUGAAACUUUACUGAGCUUUCUGAAUCUUAGGUUCUGUUUGCAUUUCCUCAUUGUACCAGAUAGAUAAAUUAUCUAACUUCCUUUUAUGAAAGGGUAAGCUUUGUCUUUUGUUCUGACAAUGAGCAAACAAACACCAUUCUGUAUCUGAAAAUCAACAAAUAAAUCCU